Cyphellophora attinorum is the source of this 456-nucleotide messenger RNA. RefSeq lists its product as uncharacterized. NCBI's taxonomy places the organism in Eukaryota, Fungi, Ascomycota, Eurotiomycetes, Chaetothyriales, Cyphellophoraceae. Gene Ontology annotation, biological process: dolichol-linked oligosaccharide biosynthetic process; polyprenol catabolic process. Gene Ontology annotation, molecular function: 3-oxo-5-alpha-steroid 4-dehydrogenase activity. Gene Ontology annotation, cellular component: endoplasmic reticulum. The record is from RefSeq and is a predicted model, not a curated record. The transcript has a single exon. Bases 1 to 456 code for a protein of 151 amino acids.
AUGUGGGUUGGCCACUUCGCCAUUGGAUUGGCAUUUUACUUGUUCAUCCAUGUCGCAACUAUUGCGGAAUACGCAAGCGAUGAAGGAACGCCAUCCACCAGACUGACACCCAAGUUUGUUGUCUCCACUCUGGUGUUCGCCAUUGCAUCAGUCUGGCAGCAUAAGUAUCACGAGUAUCUCUCCAGCCUUGUCAAGUACACCCUUCCGAACCGUUUUGGCGCCACACACAUCGUCGCGCCGCAUUACACAGCAGAGUGUCUGCUCUAUGCAUCCCUCGCUGUCCUUACGGCGAAGGACGGCCAGCUGUUCAAUCGGACGCUCCUAUGUGUGCUUGCCUUCGUCGUUGUCAAUCUCGGCGUUACAGCCGAUGGUACCAAGAAGUGGCAGCUGAGCAAGUUCGCGGGAAGGAAGGCUGAAGUUCGAAUGCGUUGGCGGAUGCUUCCAGGGCUAUUCUAG